AUGUUUUCCGUGGCAGGAUCAUGCAUGGAUCUCCACUUCCGUCUACGCCCCUCAAUUCUCAAGUUCAACAUCAAAUAUCGAAACAGCAAUCUCCUCCAUCUAGCGGCAAAAGACAAUGAUUGUGCUCUUUUCGAAGAUUUGCUCGUUCACGGCGCCGAUAUCAAUGCGUUCUUCCGCAGAGAGACUGUAUUGAUGAGAGCAAUCAAGUAUUCGUCAGCGGACCUGAUUAAGCUCUUACUCAAACAGCCAGAUUUGGAUAUCUACCUGAAGAACCGCAUGCACGAGGAUGCUUUGUUGUAUGCAGUCAUACAUGGGACGUAUGUAAUCGUGGAAAGCGUGUUGGAGCAGCAGGGCCUUAAUCUAGAUGCCCAAUAUGCGCGCGGCAGGACCGUACUGCACUUGGCGGUUUUCUGGGGCCGAAUUGGAAUUGCACAGUUGCUGUUAUCGCGCGGAGCCGACCGCGAUGUGAAGGAUCAUCACGGCCACUCUCCAAGAGACUGGGCCUUUCACGCAAACCGGGUUUCGAUGGUGAAGGUGAUGUCGUCCCACCAUGUUCUUCUAUCAGCCUUCGGCCAACAUAUCUUGGACAGCGGUGAUCCACCCCUACACCAAGCUAUGGCUCAUGGCUUUCUGAAUGCUGUCAAGCAACUUCUCAGAGAGGAAAACCUUAAUCUAGAGAGGCAUGAUCGGAAUGGUGACACGGCGCUUCACCUUGCGGUCCGGAUGAAAUCCCUGGAACUGCUUGAUCUGCUUCUUGACCAUCCUCGUAUUAACACCAAUGCUACUAACAGAGAUGGAAAUACGCCACUGUGGGUGGCUUCACGCUCGCAGUGCGAUGAAAUCACCAGAAGGUUUCUCGGGCAUAAAUGCGUGGACAUCAACUUCAUCGGUGGCAGGGGCAAGUAUGAGAAUCCCUCGAGCUCUCUACAUCAUGCCAUAUUGAGACUAGAUAAGUCAAUUCUGCAGACCUGGCUUGCGACACCAGGAUUGGACGUGAAUAUUCUAGCCGGAGGGCAAUCCCCUUUGCAAGUCGCUGUGCAAUUGGGACGAAUUGAUGCUUUGAAGAUGCUUCUCAACUUUCGAGGCAUUAACAUCAAUGCGAGAGGCGGAGAUCCGCCGCUAUGCCAGGCAGUAGAAAAAGGAGCGCUUGAAGCGGUUCAACUGCUCGUGAAGCAAGGCGAGCAGUUAUUAGUCAAUGAGCGCAUAUGUCUGACUAGGGAUACUGCCUUAUGUAUCGCUGCGCGUGAUGGAAAUCUGGAGAUUGUGAGGGCACUAUUAUUGCACCGUCAUCUCAAUCCCAACUUGGAAAAUAAUCGGUUAGAGCAUCCCUUGUUUCUCGCAGCCAAGCGAGGAAAUCUCCAAGUGGUUAACGCACUGCUUGAGGAUGGGAGACUGGCCGCGUUCACGAUGAAAGAUGUAGUGUGCUGGGAAGAAACAGGUUUGGUGAAAAGCGCUAUUCAAAAGCAGAUCGACUGGCAAGAGGGAUUUCAUGGUGUCAGGAAAAUGGAUACAGGCAAUUUAUGGACUCCUUGGAUUCAACUGAGAUCUGCAACUCCUCAAUAA
Messenger RNA from Penicillium daleae, 1563 nucleotides. Its product is annotated as ankyrin repeat domain-containing protein. The coding region runs from base 1 to 1563 and encodes 520 amino acids. The record is from RefSeq and is a predicted model, not a curated record. Lineage: Eukaryota; Fungi; Ascomycota; Eurotiomycetes; Eurotiales; Aspergillaceae. Gene Ontology annotation, molecular function: protein binding. The transcript has a single exon.